UAUGCGGAUCGUGAUCAGCUUCAGGCAAUUUACAGUGCUUACCUACAGCCUGUCCUUAGUUCCUCUUUAAAGUCCCAUCCGGUGUGGGGUGCGGUGAAGAAUGUUCACACUCUAGCAGGCUCUAUGGUGGCAGUUUAUGAACAGGUACCUGGUUUUCAAGUACUAAGAGUGUUUUUUUCAGGUUACGGCCCCUCCAUGUUGAUCCAACACCGGCAUUCGUUUGAAAGAGCCCAAAAGUCAUGAUACAUCAUCAUCUAACGCUAUCCAACACUGUUCAGUAGUACCGCGUUUAACUCUUUUUGUACCAAGAGUGAUCUGCAUCAAAUUUCAUCUUAUGAUAUCAAUACUGUACGAAACACAAGGUGUCGAGAAUUAAGGAUGUGAUCACACAAUUGGAUGUAAUUGAUACUAUCCAGUACUUUCACAGAAAUUGUAUGCGGGCAACAACGAGAAUUUAAAUUUUGAUAUUACGUUUUAAAGAGUCCAAGAGAUACAACAUGUUGUAUCCAAAAUUUUAUUAUGGAUGGAGUUGGACCAAAUUGUUGGCAACUGGCAACUUAGACUCGCUUAAAAUCGCGUCAAUUUUCAUUGUAGACCAUGGGGACGGCUAAAAGGAAAAGUUAAGAUUCUAUUCGUAUUUGUCAUGAUCCUUCGUGAUACUAUAAAACUUGCAACAAAUUUGGUACAUCUACUAUAAAACAAGAAACAAUGACACAAACAGAUUGGGCGGGAUGCCUUUGCGCAAACAAAUGACACAAAAGAGUGAGAAGUUUUAAAUGUUGUUUCUCAGGUGCGCGCCAAGUUCACCGUAGACGACUACUCCCACUACCUUUUUACCCCACGUGACCUAACAAACUGGAUCUUAGGCCUUUUACGGUAUAACCUGGACUCAGGAUCUGGAGACAGCUCCACUCAGCAUUUGCUAGAAAUCUGGGCAUACGAGGCGAGAAGACUUUUCAGGGAUAGACUUGUUGGAAAACAGGGUUUAGACAAAUUUGACAGGUAA
Molecule: messenger RNA, 1006 nt
Organism: Porites evermanni
Lineage: Eukaryota; Metazoa; Cnidaria; Anthozoa; Scleractinia; Poritidae
Source: the annotation of a GenBank genome assembly